AUGCCAGCAGGUGACCUUCUUGUCCUGAGACUUGGUUUCCUUGGGAGUUUAAGAACUUAUGGAGGAGGAAUCGUGCUACAAUGCGGGGGUGGUGAGCAGGAAGGAACCGGCAGCCCUCCCCCGGCUGGGCUAGAGGCCUACGGGAAACCGCGCACCGGCCCACCAACCCACCGACCCACCGACCGGGACUCUGGGACCUCCCGCGUGGGGGCGCUCGCAGGCAGAGCCGGCGGCAAGGCAGGACCGGACCAGCCCCGAGUUCUAAGUUCUCGCUCUUUUCGUUUGAGCAAGAUCCCCUGUGAGCCCGCGGCCUCCAAACCGUUUGCUCGAGAGGGCGUUCCAGGCCGCCGCGUGGGUUCGGAGCGAAAGGCCGGCAGGGCGGAGGGGCAGCGGCGGCCCCCGCGGGAUCCUGUUGCUCUGGCCCUGGGAGCCCCGGGCCGGGCCAGCCACGUGCGGUGCAGGCGGCGCCCCGAUUCGCGCUGUUUCGCGAGAGCGGCCACCCGGAGCCCAGUGCCCUGCUUCCGCACCCGGGCUCGGGGCGCCGCGGCAACCGUCUUCAAAAACGGAGAAUUCCUGCGAGCGGAAUUCCCGGGCCCUGACCUGCCCCAAACGACGGCCAAAACAGAAAAUAGUGGGGUGCGGCGGGGCGUGGAGGGGGUUUGGUUGCCGAGGGCAGGCGGAGGCGAGGCGUUGCGAGACCGCUUUCAACGAAACGAGACCGAGGCCCAAGCAGGAGGCCAGGUCUGGGCGAGCGUGCGCGGGAACGGGGCUUUGCCGCCGCGGCCCGCCCACCCCUGCUUCCCCAGCCCCAACCCCAGCCCCGACGCCCCAGAGAUUCAGAACCGCCGGGAAGGCCUGAGGCGGGCGACGCAAGGGCCCCUGUCUGCCCAGCGGAUUUCUGUAGUCUGUAUAGGCUGGAAAAGUAGAGAAAAGUUCUGGUCCUCUGGUUUGGUACCGAACCCCUGCCCCUUCUCUGCUGGUCGUUGGAAAUAG
Rangifer tarandus platyrhynchus (Svalbard reindeer) is the source of this 993-nucleotide messenger RNA. Lineage: Eukaryota; Metazoa; Chordata; Mammalia; Artiodactyla; Cervidae. The record is from the annotation of a GenBank genome assembly.